GCGACUGUUAAUGUGAGCAAAAAUGUUAUGCUCCUGUUAAUGUGACCAAAUUGGACGGGGGCAUAGAUUAAUUCUGUAAAUUAAUGUUUUUAUUUGUAAAAUGGCAACAAAAUUAAAUGUGAACAUACGCACCUUGCUGAUUAACUGCGAGGAGCUGGCCAAAAGCAAGGACAACUACUGGCGGCUACAGAAGUUUCUCAAAUCGCUGGACACAAUGAUUGCUGAGCUGGCGGCGAUGGAUGAUGCACAGAGCGCUACCCGUAUACCCGGCUACAGAGAGCGUCUUGAAGCUUUGAUGCUGACAACGGGCUACACCCCUAAAGUUGGUACAGGAGCUACUGGAGAGAUUGCGUUGCAAGAGAUGCGUCAGCUGCAGAAUACAAGUAAACACAAUGCGCUGCGACAGGAAUUACUACAGGAUGGGGAUACGCUACGGCGGCGACGAGGCGCCGACGAAUCAGCCACUGGUGUGGAUGAGAACGCCACAAAUGGCGACAACAUGAACGAGGCUGUCAAGUAUUACAAUAAUGCGCAGGAGAAGAUCACCGAGCAUAUGCUCUCCCUAACACGCAACCUAAAGGAGCAAACCGAGACAGCUAACCGCAUCCUAAAGCGCGACACGGAGAUAGUUUCACGCUCCACGGGAAUGGCGGAUAAGAAUAUCAAUUCGCUGGGCAAGGAGGCAGAGAAGCUGGAGCAGCACUCAAAAAAGGCUUACAAAUGCUGGCUCUGGCUUAUGUUUGUCUUUGUGAUUGUUGUUUUCAUAGGCAUGGUGCUGUUCAUGAAGAUAAUGAAAAAGAAAAAGACGUAAGCUUGUGUGGCGUUAUCAAGGUUCAAUAGGUUAUCCUCAGCCCCCUAAG
Messenger RNA from Drosophila busckii, 860 nucleotides. It is a transcript of the gene Use1, whose product is annotated as vesicle transport protein USE1. Bases 101 to 811 code for a protein of 236 amino acids. The transcript is spliced from 4 exons. Gene Ontology annotation, biological process: retrograde vesicle-mediated transport, Golgi to endoplasmic reticulum. Gene Ontology annotation, molecular function: SNAP receptor activity. Gene Ontology annotation, cellular component: endoplasmic reticulum; SNARE complex. The record is from RefSeq and is a predicted model, not a curated record. NCBI's taxonomy places the organism in Eukaryota, Metazoa, Arthropoda, Insecta, Diptera, Drosophilidae.